Molecule: messenger RNA, 1489 nt
Organism: Physeter macrocephalus (sperm whale)
Lineage: Eukaryota; Metazoa; Chordata; Mammalia; Artiodactyla; Physeteridae
Gene: RPP25L
Product: ribonuclease P/MRP subunit p25 like
Exons: 2
Coding region: 178-669 (163 amino acids)
Biological process (GO): tRNA 5'-leader removal
Cellular component (GO): ribonuclease MRP complex
Molecular function (GO): RNA binding
Source: RefSeq, a predicted model, not a curated record
AGGGGGUCACUUCUGUUUUUGAGGAGCUUUUGGAUGAGGGCUCUUGGCUCUGUGUCGGCGAGCUUGUGGCGUAGGGGCUUGGCCCUGUCCUCUGGGGGCACGAAGUGAGGCGCCUUGUCCCUGUCACCCCUUGGAGAGCCCAGGUGGGCAGCAAGAUUCAGACACGACAGCAGCCGAAUGGAGCACUACCGGAAGGCUGGCUCUGUGGAACUCCCAGCACCUUCCCCGAUGCCCCAGCUACCGCCUGAUACCCUGGAGAUGCGGGUCCGAGAUGGCAGCAAAAUCCGCAACCUGCUGGGCCUGGCGCUGGGGCGGUUGGAGGGCGGCAGUGCUCGGCAUGUGGUGUUCUCAGGUUCUGGCCGGGCUGCAGGCAAGGCUGUCAGCUGUGCUGAGAUUGUCAAACGGCGGGUACCAGGCCUGCACCAGCUUACCAAGCUGCGCUUCCUGCAGACCGAGGACAGCUGGGUGCCAACGUCACCCGACGCAGGCCUAGAUCCCCUCACGGUACGCCGCCAUGUGCCUGCGGUAUGGGUACUGCUCAGCCGAGAUCCACUGGACCCCAGUGAGUGUGGCUACCAGCCCCCAGGGGCACCCCCUGGCUUGGGCCCCACACCUACCUCCAGCUCUGGCCCCCGACCCCGAAGAAGGGCUCGAGACACCCGGUUUUGAAGACCUGCUGGCAAGCUGUUCUCCAGGCCUGAAUGUCUAGGAUGGCUGGGCCUUCUUUGAGAAGCCUCUGUAACUGCUCAACACCCCCAACAAGACUUGAGUCUACAGAAGUGGGCCUCCCUGUCCUGCUUCCACUUCCCUCUGGCUUGUGGAAAGGGACUGCUAUGAAGAGUGACAGGUGUGGAGUCUCUGCCGGGUUCUGGAUUGCCUUCUACCUACAGUGCCUCUGAUCUACCUUCUGACAGAGGUCCAAGGAGUGGGUUAGGAAAUAAAGUUCUGCCCAUUCGUCUGAUGAGCCUCUGCUUGGCCUGCUGUGUGGAGGUGGGAUUAAGGGAGUGGGAGUCCCUGCCCUUGACCCCCAGGAGCUCACAGGCUAGAGACAGGAAGGGUAGGCUCAGGUUGGUGCUGGGAGGAUCUAGAGUCGGUAAGAAGCCUCAAGCAGUAACCUGACUGUGUCUAGACCCCUGGGUGGCUGUCUGCUUCCUGCUUUGGGCUGGUUUAAGGACUCUGCCAGGUCAGACAUUUUUCUCCAUCUGCAGCAUAUACCUCGCUUUAUUGCACAUUGCAGAUGCUGCAUUUUUUACAAAGUGAAUGUUUGUGGCAAGCCUGCAUUGAACAAGUCUGUCAGUGCCAUUUUUCCAGCAGCGUUUGCUCAUUUCGUAUCUCUGUCACAUUUCGGUAAUUCUCACAAUAUUUCAAACUUUUUCAUUAUUAUAAUAUUUGUUAUAGUGACCUAUGAUCAGUGAUCUUUGAUGUUACUACUGUAAUGCACUGAAGGCUCAGGUGAUGGUUUGCAUUUUCUAGCAAUAAAAUAUUUCUA